AUGAAUAGACUCCCUGCAUUUAGACCAUCUGCACUUACCAGGGCGCAGUCAUCGCAGCCAGAGUCAUGGAAAUUUACACCUCGACAAUUGAAUUACCCAUUCGAUUCUGCAGGAUAUUCAAAUGAAACAGUUGCAUUGAAGGUCUCAUCUACGGACUCUGCUGAUUUACAUUUUUUGCCCUACAAUCCUGGGAAAUCAGCUUACCCGACGGUCUUGUAUGAUAAGGUGAUGUCUAGUGACGAAGGUGUGCUUGAUUGGCUCCAAAACAUUUAUCUGUUUGGUUUUUCCUUCGUCAAGGGUGUUCCCAUUGACCCGGAGUCAACUAAGACCCUGUUGGAGAGAAUCGCUUUCAUCAGACACACUCACUAUGGUGGAUUCUGGGAUUUCACGGCCGACUUGACAUUCAAAGAUACCGCCUAUACUACCGAGUUCCUUGGUGCCCACACAGAUAACACGUACUUCACCGACCCGGCCAGGCUUCAACUAUUCCAUCUUCUAUCGCAUACCGACGGUGACGGAGGAGCGAGCCUGCUUGUUGAUGGCUUUAAGGCUGCCAGCGUCCUGAAAAAAGAAAACCCAGUUAAUUACGCAACCCUAGUAAAUACUUUCCAGCCGUACCACGCAAGUGGAAAUGAUGGCACCUGCAUCCAGCCGGCAGAACAAGCCCCUGUGUUCAAGAAUCACCCGAGUUUUCGCACCCUGUAUCAAAUCCGCUGGAACAAUUAUGAUCGGGCAGCCAAAAGAGAUUGGAGCACGGAAGAGCAGAACCGAUGGUACAACGCAGCCCGGCACUUUGACAAUAUUAUCACUCGCAAAAGCAUGCAAUUAUGGACGCAGCUGGAACCUGGAACCGCACUUAUUUUCGACAACUGGAGAAUGCUUCACGGUCGCUCUGAAUUCACUGGGAAGCGGAGGAUGUGUGGUGGAUACGUAAACAACGACGAUUUCAUCUCACGCUACCGCCUUCUCAGGUUCGGUAGGGAUAAAGUUUUAGACAAUCUUGUUUUCACCAUGUCAACUUUGGAGGAUCUCGACGACCUUGACCGGGAAGAGAGAGAGAAGAAGCAAGAUGGCGACGGCAACGGCAGAAAGCCCUCCGGAGACGGAGACGCUGAUAUGAAAGACGCCGAAAAGAAGGACGACGAAGAGGACCUCUUGGAUGAGGAGAUUCUGAACUCGAGCACAGCGGAUAUCGUCAAGCGACGACGGAUGCUAGAGAACGAACUGCGUAUAAUGAAGAGUGAAUAUCAACGGUUGACGCAUGAGCAGAGUACGAUGAGGGAAAAAGUCAAAGAUAAUCAAGAGAAGAUUGAAAAUAACAGACAACUACCAUAUCUUGUCGGAAAUGUGGUUGAAUUGUUGGAUCUAGAUGUUGAGGCUGAGGCCGUCGAGGAGGGCGCUAACAUUGACCUUGACGCUACCCGAGUCGGCAAGUCUGCUGUCAUCAAAACUUCAACCCGUCAAACCAUCUAUCUCCCUCUCAUUGGACUCGUAGAUCAUGAGAAGCUUAAGCCCGGUGAUCUCAUCGGUGUGAACAAGGAUUCAUAUCUUGUCCUGGACACGUUACCCGCCGAAUAUGAUAACCGAGUGAAAGCUAUGGAGGUCGACGAGAAACCCACGGAGAAGUACACGGAUAUCGGAGGUCUGGAUAAGCAAAUUGAAGAAAUUGUCGAAGCUAUAGUAUGGCCGAUGAAGGAGGCCGACCGGUUCAAGAAGCUCGGCAUUAAAGCGCCGAAAGGUGCUCUAAUGUACGGUCCUCCCGGUACCGGAAAGACCCUCCUCGCUCGAGCCUGCGCGGCAGAGACAAACGCAACCUUCCUCAAACUCGCCGGUCCCCAACUGGUGCAGAUGUUCAUCGGUGACGGUGCUAAGCUCGUCCGUGACUGCUUCGCCCUCGCCAAAGAGAAGGCGCCCUCGAUCAUCUUCAUCGACGAACUCGACGCCGUCGGUACAAAGCGCUUCGACUCCGAAAAGUCCGGUGACCGUGAAGUACAACGGACCAUGUUGGAACUUCUCAAUCAGCUAGACGGUUUUGCCUCCGACGAUCGAAUCAAGGUUCUUGCCGCCACCAACCGUGUCGACGUCCUGGACCCCGCUCUCCUCCGAUCCGGCCGACUGGACCGCAAAAUCGAAUUCCCCCUCCCCAACGAGGAAGCCCGUGCCAACAUCCUGCAGAUCCACUCCCGCAAGAUGGCCGUGGACGACAGCAUCAACUGGGCCGAACUGGCCCGCAGCACGGACGAAUUUGGCGGGGCCCAGCUCAAGGCCGUCUGCGUUGAAGCAGGUAUGAUCGCUCUCCGGAAGGGCAUGAGCAAGGUCGGACACGAAAACUACGUCGAUGCUAUCGCGGAAGUACAAGCCAAGAAGAAGGAUACCAAUAUGGGCAUUUACGUCUAA
Aspergillus alliaceus is the source of this 2397-nucleotide messenger RNA. RefSeq names its product proteasome regulatory particle base subunit RPT5. Gene Ontology annotation, biological process: proteasome-mediated ubiquitin-dependent protein catabolic process; carnitine biosynthetic process. The transcript has 10 exons. The coding region runs from base 1 to 2397 and encodes 798 amino acids. Gene Ontology annotation, molecular function: trimethyllysine dioxygenase activity; iron ion binding; ATP binding. Gene Ontology annotation, cellular component: proteasome regulatory particle, base subcomplex. The record is from RefSeq and is a predicted model, not a curated record. NCBI's taxonomy places the organism in Eukaryota, Fungi, Ascomycota, Eurotiomycetes, Eurotiales, Aspergillaceae.